Molecule: messenger RNA, 1548 nt
Organism: Medicago truncatula (barrel medic)
Lineage: Eukaryota; Viridiplantae; Streptophyta; Magnoliopsida; Fabales; Fabaceae
Product: TNF receptor-associated factor homolog 1a
Exons: 9
Coding region: 150-1157 (335 amino acids)
Source: RefSeq, a predicted model, not a curated record
UUAUAUUUCAUAUCCACCUAAACCCUAAUACUAGUUUUUUAAGCAAAUCUGAUCGUAAGAAUAGAGAGAGAAGCGGCGACAACGCAGAAACACAGGGUUUUGUUUCAACAGGAGAAAAUUUGAUACAAUUUUUUGAUUUUGAAAGAAAGAUGAAGGUGAAGGAGCUUAAAAUUUGUAAGGAUUUUCGGAAAUUUUUGAAAAACUUUGAUGAAGAAGAUCGUACUGAUCAGUCAAUACUAUAUAAAAAAGAAUCGUUCAAACUAAAGCCGAUUUAUCCAGAUGAGGUUGUUGAUGACGAUUAUAAAACUAAAGUCAUUGAAAUUGGAGGAUUUAAAGGGAAUUGCACAGCUGUUCAUACUGGAACCUUGUUGAAAUUUGAUUUGAAAUUUGAUUUAUCUGCUGACGACAACAAUCCAGUGUUGAAAUUUUAUGUACUGAACACAGUAGCGAUAAUUCACCCCCAUGACUACCUACUAACUAAACGUUUAGAUCUACUCCACUCACUUUGUGAUGGUUAUUCCGGCUAUGCAUUUGAUUGUGAAGAAGGUUUUCUUGACGAUGAGGGUAAUGUUAAAGUAGAAUUGCAGAUUCAGAUUUUUGGAGAAAAUUUCUUCCAGCCUCUCCUUGUAAAGAAGUAUCGAGCUGAGCUUCUUUUGGCUAAUAUGCAUUCGGUGAACAUAAUUUGUUCUCGUUUUUUUAAGAAGACAAUGGAUGACUUGAAGAGCCUGAUUCACAAUGAAAUUAAGUGGCCAAGAUUUUGUACUUUCAUGAAAGAAAGUGGCAAAAGUUCAACGAACAUAAUGAUUCGGGAAAAGGAAGAUGUAAUUAAGGAAGCCUUGGUGCAUGAAUUUUUUAUAGAUGGUGUUGUGACAUCUCCUUUGCUAAUGGAGAUAUUAUGCGAUGGUUAUGAAUCAAUAAAGGCUAACAAUACUACGGAUAAGUUUGUCAUAAUUGAGAAAGAUUGUUUUGAGUUGGUGGUUGAUGAUGAUGUGCCAUCCCUACUUAAAAGGGUUGUUGAUAAAGAGUAUAAACCUAUAUAUGAAAGCAUUGUCACACAGUUUGGUUGCAUGAUUCUGGAAAUAUUUGUUCUUGACUAUCUAUUCAGAAAAAUGGAGAAGAACUUUACUCAAAGUGACGAGCUCAAUCAAUCGAACUAAAAAGAAGUCCGAGAAAAAAGUGAAAAAAAUGGGAGAAGCAAAAGGAAUAAAAUUGAGGUGAACUUUACUCUCUUUCAAAUUGAAAAGAAGUUGAACAAAAAUGGAAAGAAAAGUGUAGGCGAAGCAUUGUGUUUGCUCAAAUAUAUAGCGGUCGAAUUGUGGACUUCCUGUAUUUGACAAUCCACCGAAGAUAUGCAAGGGGAAAAGAAAAAAAAACUGGUCAUGAGAUGUACGAAGUAGAAAGUAAUAGUGAAAUAAGAACAUUUUCUUUUAGAAGGUUUUCUCAUAUAUAGUUUGGAAAGAUGAUGUACCUAAAAUGUGUCCUCGUGAUUAAUUUGAUACUGUCUGCGACGUUCUUUGUUGAGAUAAUGAUUAUCAUAUAUUUCAAAUA